Messenger RNA from Procambarus clarkii (red swamp crayfish), 918 nucleotides. NCBI's taxonomy places the organism in Eukaryota, Metazoa, Arthropoda, Malacostraca, Decapoda, Cambaridae. The record is from RefSeq and is a predicted model, not a curated record.
AUGGCUCCACACCCAGGCUCCACAGAUGGCGCCACAGCCAGGCUCCACACCCAGGCUCCACAGAUGGCGCCACAGCCAGGCUCCACACCCAGGCUCCACACCCAGGCUCCACAGAUGGCGCCACAGCCAGGCUCCACAGAUGGCUCCACACCCAGGCUCCACAGAUGGCUCCACACCCAGGCUCCAGAGAUGGCGCCACACCCAGGCUCCACAGAUGGCGCCACAGCCAGGCUCCACAGAUGGCGCCACACCCAGGCUCCACAGAUGGCUCCACACCCAGGCUCCAGAGAUGGCGCCACACCCAGGCUCCACAGAUGGCGCCACAGCCAGGCUCCACAGAUGGCUCCACACCCAGGCUCCACAGAUGGCGCCACAGCCAGGCUCCACACCCAGGCUCCACAGAUGGCGCCACAGCCAGGCUCCACAGAUGGCUCCACACCCAGGCUCCACAGAUGGCUCCACACCCAGGCUCCAGAGAUGGCGUCACAGCCAGGCUCCACAGAUGGCGCCACAGCCAGGCUCCACACCCAGGCUCCACAGAUGGCUCCACACCCAGGCUCCACAGAUGGCGCCACACCCAGGCUCCACAGAUGGCGCCACACCCAGGCUCCACGGAUGGCGCCACACCCAGGCUCCACAGAUGGCGCCACACCCAGGCUCCACAGAUGGCGCCACACCCAGGCUCCACAGAUGGCGCCACACCCAGGCUCCACAGAUGGCGCCACACCCAGGCUCCACAGAUGGCGCCACACCCAGGCUCCACAGAUGGCGCCACACCCAGGCUCCACAGAUGGCGCCACACCCAGGCUCCACAGAUGGCGCCACAGCCAGGCUCCACAGAUGGCGCCACACCCAGGCUCCACAGAUGGCGCCACAGCCAGGCUCCACAGACGGCGCCCCAGACAGAGGGGGAACUGA